This is a messenger RNA of Arachis ipaensis, 678 nucleotides long. The record is from RefSeq and is a predicted model, not a curated record. Lineage: Eukaryota; Viridiplantae; Streptophyta; Magnoliopsida; Fabales; Fabaceae.
AUGGAUUACAUGAACAGAAUUUUCCAUCCAUAUUUGGAUAAGUUUGUUGUUGUGUUUAUUGACGACAUUCUUAUCUAUUCUAAGACAGAGGAUGAACAUGCAGAACACUUGCAAACAGUGCUACAAAUUCUGAAGGAUAGGAAGCUAUAUGCCAAGCUAUCCAAGUGUGAGUUUUGGAAGUCUGAAGUAAAAUUUCUUGGUCAUGUAGUGAGUAAGCAAGGAAUAGCAAUGGAUCCUGCUAAGGUUGAGGCGAUGAUGAAUUGGGAGCAGCCAACUUCAGUGACGGAAAUCAGGAGUUUCUUAGGCUUGGAGGGUUAUUAUCGAAGGUUUAUCAAAGGGUUUUCACAGCUCGCUUUGCCCUUGACCAAGCUAACCAGGAAGGAUGUCCCUUUUGAAUGGACUCCCGAGUGCGAGGAGAGCUUCCUUGCCUUAAAGCAGAGACUGACUACCGCCCCUGUAUUAGUGUUGCCUGAGCCGAGAGAACCAUUCAAGGUGUACUGUGAUGCAUCCUUGAAAGGUUUAGGAUGCGUAUUGAUGCAGCAUCAUAAGGUUGUAGCUUAUGCCUCACGUCAGUUAAGGCCACAUGAAAGAAACUAUCCAACUCAUGAUUUGGAACUUGCAGCCAUUGUCUUUGCCUUGAAGAUUUGGAGACAUUAUCUCUAUGGAGUGAAAUUUUAA